Messenger RNA from Pyrenophora tritici-repentis Pt-1C-BFP, 898 nucleotides. The record is from RefSeq and is a predicted model, not a curated record. Lineage: Eukaryota; Fungi; Ascomycota; Dothideomycetes; Pleosporales; Pleosporaceae.
AGCAGCGACAACGACUCCGACGCCCAACCCUCUUUCUCCUUCCAACACCGACAACCGCCAUCAUGUCUGACAACGGAGAAAUCGAGGUCGAGAACCCCACCGGCAUUGCCAUCCUCCCCAAGGAGGUCACCGACGAGCAAGGCAGCGUCAAGCUGUUCAACAAGUGGUCCUACGAGGAGGUCGAAGUCCGCGACAUCUCAUUGACCGACUACAUUCAGAUCCGCUCCCCCGUCUACAUUUCACACUCGGCCGGCCGAUAUGCCGUCAAGCGAUUCAGGAAGGCCCAGUGCCCCAUCAUUGAGCGUCUUACCAACUCGCUCAUGAUGAACGGCCGCAACAACGGAAAGAAGCUCAUGGCUGUCCGUAUCGUUGCUCACGCUUUCGAGAUUAUCCACAUCAUGACCGACCAGAACCCCAUCCAGGUCGCCGUCGAUGCCAUUGUCAACUGCGGUCCCCGUGAAGACUCCACCCGUAUCGGUUCCGCCGGUACCGUCCGUCGCCAGGCCGUCGAUGUUUCACCCCUCCGCCGCGUCAACCAGGGUAUCUCCCUCCUUACCAUCGGUGCGCGUGAGGCCUCUUUCCGCAACGUCAAGAGCAUUGCCGAGUGCCUCGCUGAAGAGCUUAUCAACGCUGCCAAGGGAAGCAGCAACUCGUACGCCAUCAAAAAGAAGGAUGAGCUCGAGCGUGUCGCCAAGUCCAACCGAUAAAGGUGUGCAUUCUGGGUAUGUGUGUGCAUGGUGUCUCUGGAAGGAGUUUUUUCCAAUGGCUGCUCUGGUCGGAUUUUGAUCGGACGGGAUGGGGAUUCUUAUGCAUGGCACGGCUUCUCUAGGCGAAUAAGACCCCUUUCAUGGUUGCAUGACAAAAAUGAACAAUACGAUACCACGUUCAAAAGACCAAA